This is a messenger RNA of Cuscuta europaea, 1041 nucleotides long. Lineage: Eukaryota; Viridiplantae; Streptophyta; Magnoliopsida; Solanales; Convolvulaceae. The record is from the annotation of a GenBank genome assembly.
GAUAUGAAUGAAGAGGAAGAUCAGUCAAUAGCAAAUAUGGAGAAUGACCGAGUGGAGGGAAAACAAAAACAGGGGUGCGAGGUGGUAUUUGUGAAAGAGAUAAGGACUGGAAUGAAAGCUAAGUCCCAGCUAAAAGUGCAACGAAUGACCAGGUCCGUUGCUGAAAAAAGAAAGGAACAAAGUGCUAACAUGAUGAUGUUUUGCAUUUUAGUGGAAAAUUGUUUAGGCGAGAUGAACAGCAUCAAGCAAGAUGCUGAAAUUUUUGGAUUCCAAACAAAAACUAUGUUUAACAAGGAGGUUUGCCGCUCUGUUAUCAACUUUCAGCAGGUUUCAAAUUCAGUUGUUGAAAUUUGGGCGAGGUACUUGCAUGAGAAAAUGGAGGCUGAUGGAGGGGACAUGCCAGUCCAGUUUGGUACUUCUGCUGCCAUAGCAAUACCAAAGAGGGCAUCACACCAAGCGGUUACUAGGAGGUCACAAUACAUAGCUGAUCUUUUGGAUAUUUCCUUGCUUGGACAAAUGACUUUAAUCCCCUAUAAUACCGGGAAUCAUUGGGUGUUGGUCGCCAUCGACAUGGCAGCUGAAAUGAUUUACUACCUAGAUUCCUUGGGAGGAAUUCCAUCGAAGGAUUUGGAGGAAAUCAUGAAUCAAGGGGUGACGAUUAAUCAUGCCCAAAAAUCCAAGAAAAGGUUGAAUUUAAAAUGGGUGAGAGUGAUGUGCCCUAAGCAAACAUGAGGAGUUGAGUGUGGUUACUUUGUGAUGAAGUACAUGAAGGAUAUUGUAUCUGACGUGAAUCGUUUGAAACAGAAUUUCUCUACCGUCAAGGAGUAUACCGAAGAUGAUAUUUUACAAGUGCGUGAGGAGUGGGCUUUGUAUGCUGCUACUUUGAUAAAAAAUGUGCAAGCGGAUCCUACAAAGGCUUGAUGAUAUGCACGGGGAGAUGCAUUUCUGAUUAUUGUUGAUGGCGGUUAGAAUGGUCGGUGUUAUGUUAUGUUUGUAGAAUGUAGAGGCAGGUCAAACUUUUGAUAACUAAACAUUGGUACC